CAUGUCAAACUAUCUUUCCAAUGAACUGUUUCAUCAAAAUUUAUUUCCUCAUAAAUUACUUUUCAGAUCACUAUGCCUUUUGUAUUACUUAAAAAUAGAUAUUUCCUUCUCUUUUCUCAGUUUUAAAAUGGAACAGCCACCUAACUUGUUGUAUCUGUAACAUAAAUCCUUUUGGAAGAAGUUAUUAAACCUGAUAGACCCCCAUAAAACCAUUACAAGUAAUGAAUGGCUGUCGAAGAGAUGUUGCCAAAGCAAAAUUCAUAUAUGAGUAUAAAACUCAAAAGAAGAUUUACUUAUGGGACAAUUUUGGUAUUUAACAUGUUUACCGGCCUUGGUUAUGCUAUCAUAUUCCCCACCAUCUGGAAUUACAUCCACGAGAGGUUGGAGGGUGAAAGUUACAUGCUCGGUGUGGUGAUCUCUGCUUAUAGUAUUUCCUCCUUGUUCGCAAAUCCUCUGGUCGGGUGGUGGAGUGACAGGAGCCUGAACACCAGACUCGUUCUCCUGGUGACCAUUCUGGCCGAAGCCGUCGGCAGCUUUCUCUACUUUGUUGGCAUCCAUACCUGGGUGUUGGUGCUGGGUCGGCUGAUUGCUGGUAUUGGUUCUGGGGGAGGAGCUGCGGUCCUUGCAGACAUAACUCGAACAACAGAGGAGGGAGAGAGGACUUCUGUCCUUUCCACGGUCAUCGCUUGUCGACAGCUGGGAUUGAUCAUCGGGCCAGCUUUCAACAUUGGUCUGACGCAUAUCAAUUUCAAAUUCUUUUCUUUGCCGGUCGAUAAAUACUCAUCUCCUGGGCUAUUCAUGGCUCUCCUAUGGUUAGCACUGGAAGUCAUCGUUUUCUUCGGCUAUCACAACCUCACAGAGUUGAAGAAUGACGAGGACGUCGAAAAGUUGUUCGAUAAUUACAACUCUAUAAUCACCGGCAGCAUUCCGUACAGUGACCUGGAAAACUCCUCCACAAUCGAGGUGGCCUUCACCUCAUCCUAUCCCCCCUACAUGGGAGGGAUAACCCCCAUUUCCGAGUCCCUUCCGUCUGCUAUGAGUUACAGCUCCUCCCAGCCAAAUCUCCAAGUGGAAUGGCUACAGGACAAUGUGGACAACUUGAGCCUGGUGAGGAAAGAAGAAAUAGAGUCCAUAAACUGCCAAAAAAUACUUGUGGAUGCAAACAUCCCAGCGCAGCAAAUUAAGCUUAAGAGACAAAAGCUCGGGCCACAGCGCUCCAGGAGCACUUCCGAUAGGAUGAUAGAAUCGGCGGAAAGAGUCAUACAAAGUAUGUCGGGGUCUUGCGGGAAUUACGGAACUGACUCCAGGAGUCGGGCCGAAACGGCCAAUUCCAGAGUCUCAAGCACACGCCCGAGUACUUCUCGUAACUCUUCUGCUCCCCCAUCUCUGCCAGAUGAGAAAACAAGCCUGUUGAGGCACAUCAGGGAAGAUUACUUUCGAGAUGAAAUUGUAGUGCUCCUUGGCCUAAAUUUUAUUUCGUGUUUCUCUCAGACAGUUUUAGAGACUGUUGUUACACCUCUUGCUCAAAAAUUUUACAGCUUUUCCGAAAUGGAUAACAGCUAUAUCUACUUACUUGCUGGAAUUGAAAUAAUUCUGGUGUUUGGUGCCAUCAAAUGUAUUAGUCACAAAGUUUCAGACAGGACGCUUUUGAUAUUUGGUUUGAUUACCUUAACCUUAGCAAUGGCUUUGCCGAUAUGGUUUGUUCCCAUUGCUGUGCCAGGAGAGAUGAGGACUCUGCCAUAUUUUAUCAUUACCAUCAUAAUUGACCUUAUUGGGAUUGCCAUCAUUAUUGUUUGUUCGUCAUCUUUGCUUUCAAAACUAACAAAUGAUGAUAGUCAAG
Molecule: messenger RNA, 1840 nt
Organism: Uloborus diversus
Lineage: Eukaryota; Metazoa; Arthropoda; Arachnida; Araneae; Uloboridae
Biological process (GO): transmembrane transport
Molecular function (GO): transmembrane transporter activity
Source: RefSeq, a predicted model, not a curated record